UCGAUGCGCGCCAUACUUACGUACGGGCUAGGGGAAAGACGUGGGAGAGGGGAGUCGUAGUCGACGAUCGCGCGGCGCCGGCCGCCGGCGGGGGAGAGGGGACCGCGUCUACUUGCGGUCGUCGCCCGACGGCUUCUUGCCGUCGUCGCCGGUGCCGCCGCAGACCAUCUGGUUCGCGCACGUCGUCAUGCACCCGUCGCAGGCCGUGUACUUCUCGGCGGGACAGUCCGUGCCCUCGGCGCCCUCCUGGCCCAUGUCCAUGCAGCCCUUGACGAGGCAGCGCUUCUCCGGGAACAUCGCCACCCACUCGCAGCCCUUCUCCGAAGCCGUCUCGCCCGUCUUGUGCCAUGCAGAUUUUAUCAGCGGCCGAGGCCGUCGACGCGCCGAGCGCGAGGCAGAGGAUAGCUUUGAGCGUCAUUUUGUUUGCCUGCGCGGCGUCAAUUCGUCGUUACCACGUGCGAAACAUCGGGGUGCGCGCGACGUGGCGGCGUGGCCGCUCUUUUGCUCGGCUUCAAUUGCAGAUUUCGAGCCAGCGGCAAGGCUUAAAAUGGCGGCGAGAGCUCAAAAUUGGGCCGAGGGGUGGUCUGGGAGUCUACUUAACCGCGCUGGGGCCUUACUUCUCUUGUCACGU
This is a messenger RNA of Pelagomonas calceolata, 631 nucleotides long. The record is from the annotation of a GenBank genome assembly. NCBI's taxonomy places the organism in Eukaryota, Pelagophyceae, Pelagomonadales, Pelagomonadaceae.